ACGAAUUUCUUUCGUUCAAAUUCCAUCCUAAAUUAGAAAUAUCUGGAUCUAAAUUUUCAAAUCAAUUUCUAAAUCAAAUCCAUGGCUUAUCAGAACAAGCCUCCAAUUCCACGCAGUUCUUCAAAUAAAUAUCGAGUCGUUGAUGAGGUUUCCUUAGAUAAGCAUGUGAAAUUUGGUGCUAGCAUGUCUCCAGGCAGGCUGCCGCUUACGACAAUAACGAAUGAGAUUAACGUGUCUGAGAGUGAAACUGUGUUUACGAGGGAGGGCGUGGAUGCACUGUUGAAUGAGCGGUUUAGAGGAGGAAAGUAUGACUCGAAGGGGAAACUGGACUGGAUGACAGACUGUUUGAAAAGGUUAAAGGUGUGUAUAAAAUGGUUCCGAAAGGGGUUUGAUGAACUGGUCGUGGAAAAGGAUAACUUGUGUGAGAUGCUGGAUACUUCUGAAAGAAAACGAGUAGAAGGAGAGACUUUUAUGAAAACUAAGGAAGAAGAGUUUAUUGCAGCUAUAUCUAAGUUGGAAAUGGAUAUAUCCUCUUUGAAAAUAAAUUUGGCGCAUGAAAAGUCCGAGAAACUAAGUGAAAAAGAAGCUAGGAUAUGUUCAGAAAAGAAUCAAGAACUUCUAAGGGAUGAGCUUAUAAAGGCUAAGCAAGAAGCAUUGAAUACUAGUGACAAGGUGAAAGCAUUGGACGACCUGUGUAAAAGGUUGCAAGAAUAUGUAAGUAGCUUGCAACAGUACAAUACCAAACUUCAAAAGGAACUUUUAGAAACUAUUGGUGCGAAGAAGCAAGCAGAAAAUGAGAAAGCUGUGAUAUUGGAAGAUCUCCGCACCCUAAGGAAUCACCACAACUUUUUCCAGAGGGAGUUAGUCACUGCUGAAGUGCCUUCUAAAAUAAAAACUAAAGUUUAAUUAGUUGAUUUAUAAUCUCAAGUUACUGUAUCCAGAAAAAUGGUGAAAUUUCUGAAGAUGAUGACUUUGUGAAAAAGGAAGCUAACUUGCAGUAAAUAAGGAAGGACCAUGAGCCGCUCUAAACUGAUAUGAUGUAAAGAAAGUAUCUGCACUGCUACUAAGGGUAGUAGUUUUGCAUAUGAACUUAACUGUUUUGGAGGUUAGAUACUUAGAUUCUGGUUUUCCGCUUUAUUUUUAGGAGGCUUGUUACUCUCAACAGUUAUAAGAGCACUUGUCUGUACUGCUAAACAAGUGGUUACUACUACCCCGGGUUCCCUUUGUUGGAACUUUGGAAUGCUAGUUAAUGAAUAGAUCUGGUGAUCUUAAAACCGUUGUCUUAAAAUGAA
Messenger RNA from Erigeron canadensis, 1292 nucleotides. RefSeq names its product kinesin-like protein KIN-14C. The transcript has 8 exons. Bases 82 to 906 code for a protein of 274 amino acids. Lineage: Eukaryota; Viridiplantae; Streptophyta; Magnoliopsida; Asterales; Asteraceae. The record is from RefSeq and is a predicted model, not a curated record.